AUGUUGGAUAUCGUUUUAAACCGUACCCAAAGAAAGACUCCAACAGUUAUUAGACCCGGUUUUAAAAUCACUCGUAUUCGUGCAUUUUAUAUGAGAAAAGUUAAAUUUACAGCUGAAGGAUUCAGUGAAAAAUAUACUGAUAUUAUAAGUGGAUUCCCUAAUAUUAAUGAUGUUCAUCCAUUUCAUCGUGAUUUGAUGGAUACUUUAUAUGAAAAGAAUCAUUAUAAAGUUUCUUUAGCUGCUGUUUCUAGGGCCAAAACUUUGAUUGAACAAGUUGCUAGAGAUUAUUUGAGAUUAUUGAAGUUUGGUCAGAGUUUAUAUCAAUGUAAACAAUUAAAGAGGGCUGCUUUGGGUAGAAUGGCUACUAUUACUAAGAAAUUAAAGGAUCCUUUGGUUUAUUUAGAACAAGUUAGACAACAUUUGGGUAGAUUACCAAGUAUUGAUCCAAAUACUAGAACUUUAUUGAUUUGUGGAUAUCCUAAUGUUGGUAAAUCUUCAUUCUUAAGAUGUAUUACUAAAGCCGAUGUUGAAGUUCAACCAUAUGCUUUUACUACUAAGAGUUUAUAUGUUGGUCAUUUUGAUUAUAAAUAUUUAAGAUUUCAAGCUAUUGAUACACCAGGUAUUUUAGAUCGUCCAACUGAAGAAAUGAAUAAUAUUGAAAUGCAAUCGAUUUAUGCUAUUGCUCAUUUAAGAUCUUGUGUUUUAUAUUUUAUGGAUCUUUCUGAACAAUGUGGAUUUUCAAUUGAAGCUCAAGUUAAAUUAUUUCAUUCAAUUAAACCAUUAUUUGCUAAUAAAUCAGUUAUGAUUGUUUUUAAUAAAUCAGAUAUUAUUAAAACUGAAGAUUUAGAUUUAGAAAAACAAGAAUUAUUGAAAUCAUUAUCAACAUUCCCAGGAGUUGAAAUCAUGCAUGCUUCUUGUCAUGAAGAAGAUAAUGUUAUGAAAGUCCGUAAUCAAGCUUGUGAAAAAUUAUUAACUGCAAGAAUUGAACAAAAAUUAAAGGGUACUGCUCGUGUUAAUAAUGUAUUGAAUAAGAUUCAUGUUGCUAAACCACAAGCACGUGAUGAUGUUGAAAGACAACCAUAUAUUCCUGAUGCUAUUAAAGAAUUGAAUAAAUAUGAUAUUAAUGAUCCAAAUAGAAGAAAAUUGGCCAGAGAUGUUGAAGCUGAAAAUGGUGGUGCUGGUGUAUUUAAUAUUAAUUUGAAAGAUAAAUAUUUAUUAGAAGAUGAAGAAUGGAAGAAUGAUAUUAUGCCAGAAGUUUUAGAAGGUAAGAAUGUUUAUGAUUUCUUAGAUGCUGAUAUUGUUGCUAAAUUACAAGCUUUAGAAGAUGAAGAAGAAAGAUUAGAACAAGAAGGUUUCUAUGAUUCUGAUUCUGAAUUAGAUGAUGAGGAUACUAUUGAUAUUAAAGAUAAAGCAGAAUGGAUUAGAAAUAAACAAAAGGUUAUGAUUAAUGAAGCUAGAAAUAGAAAAUCAUUAAAGAAUCAAGCUAUUAUGCCAAGAGAUCAAGUUAAGAAAUCUUUCAAUGAAAUGGAAGCACAUAUGUAUAAUAUUGGUUAUGAUACUAAUAAAUUGAAAGCAACUAAAUCUAAAAAGAAUGAAGGUAAAGCAUUAUCAGGUGUUGAUAUAUUAAAGAAGAAUCAAGGUAUUAAAACUUCAAGAUUAUCUAAGAAGAAACAAGCUGUUAAUCAAUCUGAUCGUCUUAAUGAUGGUUUGGCAGAUGGUGCAUUAAGAUCACAAGCUGAAAGAUUGGCUAAGAUUCAAAGAAGAGAAAGAAAUAGAAUGGCAAGACAAGGUGAAGGUGAUCGUCAUUCUACUGCUGCUUUACCAAAACAUUUGUUUAGUGGUAAGAGAGGUAUUGGAUCUACUGAUCGUCGUUAG
Molecule: messenger RNA, 1875 nt
Organism: Hemisphaericaspora subhashii
Lineage: Eukaryota; Fungi; Ascomycota; Pichiomycetes; Serinales; Debaryomycetaceae
Gene: NOG1
Product: putative GTPase
Exons: 1
Coding region: 1-1875 (624 amino acids)
Biological process (GO): ribosomal large subunit biogenesis
Cellular component (GO): nucleolus
Molecular function (GO): GTP binding; RNA binding; GTPase activity
Source: RefSeq, a predicted model, not a curated record